UUCCUUUCGGAGCCAGUACUUUCCUGAUCUAGCAAAGGAGAAUCUGACCUGGUGUGAAAACUAUCAGCGAUUAAAUGUGCCCUGAAAGAUUCAAAAAAUGAAAUUACCACCAAAGAUCGUCUGGCUUCUAUUGUUGACUGUUUGUGUAGCAGAAGAUUGUCGAGAACCCCCUCCAAGGCAAGAGACAGAAGUUUUGACAGGUUCCUGGUCUGAGCAAACAUAUGCAGAAGGCACUAAGGCAAUAUACAAAUGCCGCCCGGGAUAUAGAACGUUGGGAACUAUUGUACGGAUGUGCAACAGUGGAAAAUGGGUAUCUCUUAACCCAAGCAGGAUAUGUCAGAAAAGGCCCUGUGGGCACCCUGGAGACACACCCUUUGGCUCUUUCCAUCUUGAAGUAGGAGAGACAUUUCACUAUGGUGCGAAAGUCAUUUAUACAUGUGAUGAUGGGUAUCAGUUACUGGGCCGGGUCAAUUACCGGGAAUGUGAUGCAGAUGGAUGGACUAAUGAUGUUCCUUUAUGUGAAGUUGUCAAGUGUUCACCAGUGACAGAACCAAGGAAUGGGAAAGUCGUUGGUGUACUAGAUAUGGAUCGGGAAUUUUCCUAUGGACAAGUGGUGCGUUUUGAGUGUAAUUCAGGCUUCAUGCUUGAUGGGCCUAAAGAAAUACAUUGCUCAACAAAUGGUGAUUGGAAUGAGGCUAUCCCAGAAUGUGUGGAAAUUUCAUGUAAAUUACCAAACAUUCUAAAUGGGAACCCUAUAUCUCAGAAGACAAUUUAUAAGGAAAAUGAACGAUUUCAAUAUAAAUGUAACAAAGGCUAUAAUUUUGGUGAAAGAGGAGAAGCCAUUUGCACUAAAAAUGGAUGGAGUCCAAGCCCAUCUUGUAAAGAAAUAGCUUGUACUCGUCCUUAUAUUCCAAAUGGUUCCUACAAACCUGAAAAACCCAUAUAUAGAGGUGAUGAUUUAAUCACAUAUGAAUGCAAAGAUGACUUUCACCCUUCAACUCAGGAUACUAAAGUAAAAUGCACAGACACCGGAUGGGUACCAGCUCCAAGAUGUAUUUUCAAGCCUUGUGACUUUCCAAAAAUAUCACAUGGAGCCCUAUAUGAUGAAAGUAGAUACAAGCCAUACUUUCCAGCACACAUAGGAAAAUAUUACUACUAUUAUUGUGAUCAAGACUAUGAGCCUCAAUCAAACCGUUACUAUGGCAUCAUUAAGUGCACACAAUCAGGAUGGGAGCCAAUGCCAACAGAACUUUGCCGCAGAACAUGUGUUUUUAAUGACUUGGAAAAUGGAAAAGGUCCAUGGUAUGCCAAAACGUAUAAACAAGGUCAAUCUAUAAAAGCUGAGUGCUAUCGUGGCUAUAGUCUGCCAAAUGGAGAGAGCUUUAUGACCUGCACAGAGAAUGGUUGGGACCCUCCUCCCAGAUGCAUCCAAAUCAAAAAAUGUUCAAAAUCAGAUAUAGAAAUUAAGAAUGGCUUUUUUUCGGAAAGUAACUAUGAUUAUUCCCUAAAUACACAAACACAAUAUAAGUGCCAACCAGGAUAUAUAACAGAAAAUGGUGAAACAACAGGAUCAAUCACAUGUCAGCAGAGUGGAUGGUCAGAACAACCAAUAUGCAUUAAAUCUUGUGAUAGGCCAGUAUUUGAGAAUGCCAGAACACAAAGUAAUGGCACAAGGUUUAAGCUCAAUGACCGGCUGGACUAUGAAUGCAAACCUGGCUAUGAAAACAAAGAAGGAAGGACCAUGGGUUCCAUCGUAUGUGGUCACAAUGAUUGGUCUGAUAAACCUGAAUGUUUUGAAAGAGAAUGCCCUGUUCCUGAAUUGAAUGAUAUGUACAUAACCGCUGAUUCCAGAAAACUAAAAUAUAAAAUUGGAGAGGUGUUGAAAUUCACCUGUAAAAAUAAACGUGUGAUAGUUGGACCAGAUUCGAGUCAGUGCUACCACUUUGGAUGGUCCCCUAAUAAUCUAGCAUGUAGAGAAUACGUAAAAUCGUGUGGUUCACCCCCUCAACUUAUCCAUGGAAAAACUAAGGAAAUGCAGAAAGAGAACUAUGAACAUGGUGACGUGGUGGAAUACAUGUGUGAUUCUCAGUUUCUGAUGAAGGGUGCUAGUAAAAUUCAGUGUGUUGAUGGAGAAUGGACAGAUUUGCCUAAAUGCAUUGUGGAGGACCGAACAUGUGAAAAUAUACCUGAACUUGAUCAUGGCUUUUCUGAACCUUCUGUUCCUCCUAUUUAUCAUGGAGAUUCAGUAAAGUUCAGUUGCACAGAAGGAUUUACAAUGAUUGGACAGAGAUCAGUUACAUGCCUCCGUGGAAUGUGGACCCAACUUCCUAAAUGCAUUGCAACACAUUUGCUUCAGAAAUGUACACCAGCGAGAUUAUUUGCAACUAAUCCAAACUUAUCAAAUAAAAAUGAAUUUAAUCAUAAUGAAACUGUAAGUUAUGUAUGUAAAAGAACAUCAGAAACAAAGUACUCAACUUGCAUAAAUGGACAAUGGGAUCCUAAAAUAAAUUGCAAUGAAAAACAAGUACAACUAUGCCCACCUCCACCUCAGAUUCCCAAUACUCAACCUAUGACAACCACAGUAAAUUAUCAGGAUGGAGAAAAAAUAUCAAUUCUCUGCCAAGAAAAUUAUCUCAUCCAGGACUCCGAAUCAGAAGAAAUCGAGUGCAAAAAUGGAAUUUGGCAGUCAAUACCACACUGUGUUGCAAAACGUCCAUGUUCCCAGCCACCUUCUAUUGAAAAUGGAAACAUUAUGUCAUCGAACUCUUCACUUACGCCCAACAUUUACCCGCAUGGCACCAAAUUAAGUUACACUUGUCAAGCUGGCUUCAAAAUACUGGAAGAAGAUUGGGUAACAUGCACUAUGGGCAAAUGGAGUUCUCCACCUCAGUGUGUAGGACUUCCUUGUGAAUUACCACCUGUGAUUCCUCAUGGUGUAAUUCAGUCCCAGAAGUUUAAUGGUUACCAAUAUGGAGAAGAAGCCAUAUACAGAUGUGAUGACGGUUAUGGAAUUGAAGGACCUGCAACUGCAAAAUGUUUAGGGGAAAAAUGGUCCAGUCCACCAGAAUGCAUAAAAACAGAUUGCUUAAGCAUACCAAAAUUCAAUAAUUCCAUACUCAUAGGCCCAAAGAAGAGUUUAUAUAAGUCAGGAGAACAAGUGAAUUUUAGAUGUGCAGAUAAUUACCAUCUAGAUGGAUCCAGUUUUACUCAGUGUACUAAGAGCAAAUGGAUAGGAGGGCCAAUAUGCAGAGAUAUUUCCUGUGGCUCUCCACCUGUAGUCGAAAAUGCUAAAAUAAUGAACCAGCUGACAAGGUAUCCACCUGGUGAGCGAGUGCGAUAUGAAUGUAAAAAGCCUUUUGUGGUCUAUGGAGACUCAGAAGUGCAGUGUUUAAAUGGAAACUGGACAGAUCCACCUCAGUGCAAAGAUUCAACUGGAAAAUGCGGUACCCCUCCACCAAUAGACAAUGGAGACAUCACUUCAUUUCCAUUACAAGAAUAUGCUCCUGAAUCAGAAAUUGAGUACAAAUGUCAAAAUCUCUAUAAACUUGAGGGAGCUGAAAUCAUAAGAUGCCAUAAUGGGCAGUGGUCACAACCACCAAAAUGCUUAAGUCCAUGUACAAUAUCAGCAGACAUCAUGAAUAAACAUAGGAUAAAGUUACGAUGGAAGGAUAGAAACAAACUUUAUUCUGAAUCAGGGGAUUUUGUUGAGUUUACCUGUCAAUGGGGAUACUAUUUAACAUCAAGGGAACCGCUUCGAACAACCUGUAUAGAUGGAAAAAUGAUUUAUCCCACCUGUGGAUAGAUUAGUAUUUUCAGUCAGAGUAUAACAUGUAUAAAUUUGCUAUGAAUGUUCCAUUUGUAAUCCAUCUCAAUGUAUUUUAAAGUGAUGUCAAAAUUCUAUUUGAAGUGGACUGGAACCAUGUUGCUGAAAUGGAUUUGAUCCUCAUCAUCCCAUUAUGGUCCCUCAAGCUCACCAAGAGUGAUUUCUGAGCACAAAGCUAGGAAGUAACCACUGGGAAACACUG
Molecule: messenger RNA, 4025 nt
Organism: Suncus etruscus (white-toothed pygmy shrew)
Lineage: Eukaryota; Metazoa; Chordata; Mammalia; Eulipotyphla; Soricidae
Gene: CFH
Product: complement factor H
Exons: 22
Coding region: 98-3802 (1234 amino acids)
Source: RefSeq, a predicted model, not a curated record